AUGGAGGAAAAUACGAUCGGCCCUGAUGAAAUGAACAGGAAGAGGAAAAUCGAAGCCGAACUUGUCGAAAUGCCUCUAGCAAAACACAUCUGCUGGAAUAAUCAAGUGAAAAAAACCAACCCAUUUUCAAGAGGUGAAGGUAUUCGUGAAAAGUUAAGUGUAGCUAAUAGUCUCGAUACUGUGAUGUCAUACGCAGAAUCGAGCUCUUCUACUCCAGUUGGUAAUUUGGAAGGUAACCCUUCUGAGACCAAAUCAAAUGCAACAGUAAUUAGUUACUCUCAAAUCGAGUCUGUUCGUAAAGACCUCCACCGACUUUAUCGUGAUUAUGGGCUGAACCUUUCUGAUAUCUACGAGGAUUAUCUGCUCGAAUUUGAGAAUGACAGUGCGUAUUAUAACUCUUCAGAGGAUCAUGUUAGUGUUAAGGAUGUUGACGAGGUUCUUGAUUAUGAUGUUUCUCCGGAAAGCCAGUUGGUUAAUCAAGAUGCUCGGCAGGGAAGCAAGCCGAAAACAAUCGAUCAGGAGUUUGAAGAAUACUUUUCAAUGCUCAUGAUGUAA
Molecule: messenger RNA, 555 nt
Organism: Striga hermonthica
Lineage: Eukaryota; Viridiplantae; Streptophyta; Magnoliopsida; Lamiales; Orobanchaceae
Source: the annotation of a GenBank genome assembly